UCUAUUGCAACCACAAACCAGUGGCGGCGUGAGCAGUGCCGUCUUCUUCUUCUUUGCACCAGGGUUUUCAACUUAUUUUGAAAUUGAAUUCUGGAACUUGAAGCUAUUGUUAUUUCAGGCAAUAACGGUAUUGAGAAGCAUGGGGCUAUUUAGGACUGUUGUUAAAGAAGCUUGGGAGAAAACAUUCUUAUUUACAAAGUUCUUAUGCUUUUUACAUGUUACCGACAACUAUCUGGUUGACCCUGUUAAGAUCUACGGUCCUAGCAUGCUUCCUGCAAUCGAUUUGAAUCCAAGCAUCUUUCUUGCUGAAAGGAUAACACCUCGAUCUGGUAAAGUUACUCACAGAGAUAUUGUAGUCUUCCGCUCACCUCAAAACCCUAGAAGAACUGUCACAAAGCGUGUGAUUGGAUUAGAGGGCGAUACCAUUACAUACGUCUCUAAUCCCGAAAACAACGAUAACGAUAAGCAUGAGACAGCUGUGGUUCCAAAGGGCCACGUUUGGGUACAGGGGGAUAACAAAUAUAAUAGCACCGAUUCUAGACAUUUUGGUCCAAUUCCUUAUGGCCUUAUUGAGAGUAAGAUAUUCUGGAAGUUGAAGAUUUUGGAUCGUUUUGGAGAAAAUGAUUCGGAGCUCUCAAUCAUGCUCAAAAUAUUUUAUGGCCAAAGGCAAACUAUGGUGCAAGAAUAUGCCGUUCAGGCAGUGCACCAUUCACCGGCAGAAGGCUUUGUCGCUCAUAACGUGGAAUACUUCACACGAAAGGCCAACUUUUGCUUCAGGAGCCUAUCAAGAUGUCAUGCCAACAAUGGGACACAGUCUUUGUCCCAAAACAUGAAAGGAGAAAACAUGAGCGUCGUGCUGAACUUUAAUCUCAAUUUUAUACUUUGUUACUUCAACGACAUUGAGACCAUUACGAUUGCAUUGAGAAGGAAGUGUGGGAUUCUUGUUUGAACGAUUGCAACCCGAGCAACAAUUGUAGUGCCAUCUAGAUGGUGUACUUUUGAACCUCAAUGUGGUUCCAAUAGUUGUGUAGAAACAAUCAUGUAUUACAAACAUGUCAAAGGCAUACAAGUAAUAUAAAAACUUAUAGGCAAACAAAUAAGGCUGAAAAUUAGUGUUGUAAACCUGAUUUUGUCCAAUGAUUUCACAAAUUGACUUGAA
This is a messenger RNA of Lathyrus oleraceus (garden pea), 1159 nucleotides long. RefSeq lists its product as uncharacterized. Bases 140 to 949 code for a protein of 269 amino acids. NCBI's taxonomy places the organism in Eukaryota, Viridiplantae, Streptophyta, Magnoliopsida, Fabales, Fabaceae. Gene Ontology annotation, molecular function: serine-type endopeptidase activity. Gene Ontology annotation, cellular component: membrane; mitochondrial inner membrane peptidase complex. The record is from RefSeq and is a predicted model, not a curated record. The transcript is spliced from 11 exons.